UUUCCAUUUGUUGUCAUGACAAACAGCACAGGAGGCACUUACAAACUCAAUGCCAGGAAUGACAAAGACUUCACUAUGAACUACCCCACCAGCGUCAUGGUGGGGACCGGAGGAAACGCCACCGCUAAUCUGACCAUCACAGCACCCGCCAACACUGAGUCAGGGACGGACAUCACCCUGACCGUCGAGGCCGUGGCCCCGGGAUCUGUUGACUCCAACUACGUGGUCCUGCGCCUCUCUGUCGUCACCAAGGUGACAGAUUUCACUCCUCCUCAGUGUGAGGUGGUCAACGUUUCCACGGUUGACUGUCCGGCCGACCCAGUGUUCUGCAACGCCUCCUUCUGGCAGCUCUCUGCUAACCUGACCGACGGCGUCAACGGCACAGGCAUCGCCACCCUCAAAAGCCGCCAGGGCGUCGGCAGCCUCACCCACACCGACCUGAAGCAGAUGUUUGUCGCGGCGUAUUUCAACGCCUCCUGCUGCUCUCCGAAGGUGGAGCUGGUGGCGGUGGACAACGCCAUGAAUGUCGGCGUCUGUCUGUACUCCAUCGUCCGUUCCUCCGUCCCGCCCUCCCUCACCCUUACUCUGCCGUUAUGGGCGUGUCUUCUAGUCUCCGCCCUCUUCAGUGAACCCUUCAGGGGCCUACUAAUCUGAUCCGAGGGGUCGCGUUCUGCCCGCCAGCCCAACACUGAUUCAUGUGAAAUGUAAUGUUCCAGACGGACUACAUUAUCCUGCGCGUUGCACCAACCAUAGAAACACGGGACACCUCAUCGACAGCAUAAAUAUGUAUCAGAUUAUGCUGUCAUCAAGUCAUCUGGAAAGCUUAAAAAUAAAGACCCAUCCAGGUGUUUUUAGAUCAAUAGAUUUAGAAUCAAUAGAACAUACUCACAAAUCCCAGUCAAUCACGGCAUAUUAAUAGCUACAUCUGGUAGCAUCAUUUGAUGGCCAUUCUACUUUGCCAUGCAAAUGAUGGCAUCAUAAUGCCGUUGCCGUGUUUGCGGUAAAGAGGACAAUGUCACAAUGCAGUGGAAAUGUGUAGGGAAAGACCCUGAAUCUCCUAAUUGCCUGCUAUGAAAAUAUGCCUAAAUUUAGAUUAUUGCUGCUAUGUGUAAAACACUGUAUAUUCAUGUCGCCAUUACCAAUCAAAGGCAUGCUAAAAAGAACAAGCUCAUACAGAUGACAGCUAGUCUUUAGUAACCAGUUCUAAACCUGUUGAUGAUAACCUCUUAAUGUUUUGCUGUGAAAACAGCUAACAGAUUGGGUCUAAUUGUUAUUGCUAGUAUAAAUGUCAACCAAAAAAAGCUCUAUUUUCCUUUUAUGUUGUGAGUAGUGUUGGAUUACAACUAAAUGUAUACAGUUAUAACAAACCAGAUGAGAACUAUGCUAAGCUAAGUAAAGCUAAGCCUUUUGUGCUUGUAAAUGGCAUAAAAACUGUGAAAAUUGAUUAAAUGUCUUGCAUUCUU
Molecule: messenger RNA, 1463 nt
Organism: Esox lucius (northern pike)
Lineage: Eukaryota; Metazoa; Chordata; Actinopteri; Esociformes; Esocidae
Exons: 3
Coding region: 16-654 (212 amino acids)
Source: RefSeq, a predicted model, not a curated record